UUUAAUACACAUUGACACAGCGCUUUUGUGAUUGAGGGAUCAGUUCAACGUCGCUGGUCGACAUGAAAAAAACAGUUGUGAAAACUAAGUAUGGACGUAUUCGGGGCUCGAUUCAAAAGAGUAUCGAGGGUUAUAAGUACUAUGCCUUCAAAGGAGUCCCAUAUGCGAAACCACCAAUUGGUGAUUUACGAUUUAAGGAUCCAGUCCCGGCAGAAAAAUGGCAAGGUAUUCGAGAUGCACUAGAAUGCGGGCCAAUGUGCGCUCAACAUGAAAUAGUAGCAAAUAUCACAGGUGGUUCAGAAGAUUGUCUGUAUCUUAAUGUAUAUACAAAGUCUAUUGAACCAAAUAUCCGUCGACCAGUUAUGGUAUGGAUUCAUGGAGGUGGAUUUAUUUUUGGAUCAGGCAAUGAUGUAUUUUAUGGACCUGACUAUUUCAUGAAAAAAGACAUAGUUUUGGUGACUAUCAAUUACCGUCUUGGAGUACUUGGAUUUCUAAAUUUACAAGAUGAAGUAGCCUCGGGAAAUCAAGGUUUAAAAGAUCAAAUAAUGGCGUUACGAUGGGUACGCGACAACAUUGCCAACUUUGGCGGAGAUCCCGAGAACGUUACAAUUUUUGGUGAAAGUGCAGGAGGUGCUUCUGUUCAUUAUUUAACUGUUUCACCUUUAGCUAAAGGUUUAUUUCACAAAGCCAUUUCACAGAGCGGAAGUAUAUUUAAUCCUUGGGCAUCAAUACAUGGAGAUCCUAAGCUGGCUGUUUAUAAACUAUGUGAGCUGCUGGGUAAAAAGACUACAAAUCAUAAAGAAAUAGUUCAGUUUUUACGGACAAUCGACACUAUGAGUUUAAUUGAAGCGCAAGGAAAAAUUAUGUCAGAAGAUGUACAGAAGAAGACCUGUCCAUUAUUUGGCCCGGCAGUAGAUAACAAAUCUUCGAAUCCUUUCCUACCUGUGCCCUUCAAUAUGGCUGCUCAAAAAGGUGCACACGUUCCCUAUAUGAUUGGAUACACUGAUCGCGAGGGAACAUUUUUCCACAAGAUUGCUGAAAAGUCAUAUGAUUAUGAAACUAGAGAUAAGAAUUUCGCAGAAUUUUUACAUCCUAAUUGUGUAGAAAUGUUGAAACAUCAUGAUCUAACUGAAAAUGAUUUGAAAAAAAUUUAUUUUAAAAGUGAACGAAUAACUCAAGAAAGAUCUGAAAAGCUAAUAGAUAUGCUUAGUGAUCUUAUGAUAGUUCACGGAGUGCAAAAAGCAAUUAAAAUCCAAGCAGAGCAUAAUUCAGCACCUACCUAUAUGUACCAAUUCACCUAUGACAAAGGCUAUAAUUUUACGAAGUCCAUGUUUAAUUCCGAUGUUUCGGGCGCUACGCAUAUGGACGACUUACUCUAUCAAUUCUCUAUCAAAGUCUAUGAUAAGUUGAAAUUAGAACCUUUUAAAAAAGAUUCAAAAAACUACAGAGUAAUGGAACAAAUGAUUGAACUGUGGACUAACUUUGCUAAAUACGGGAGACCCACGCCUACCGUUUCGAAACUUGUACCUAUCUAUUGGCAACCCGUCAUAGAUGGUACGGUUUUACGAUAUCUGAAUAUAGGCGAAGAACUGCGGAUGGAAAAAAUGUUAAACAUCGAAGAACGUUUUUCUAACUAUAAAAAUACAGCUAGAAUGCUUUAAUAAACCAUUCUGGUAAAACUGUUUUAUCAUAUAUACCGAUUGAAUAAAAUAUCUAUAUCCUUAUAUCAAUUUAUUUACAUAAUAAAGCUGAAUUAUGAAAAUACUCUUGUUUAAUACAAAUUAUCAACUUACAUCUUAUUAUGUGUUCAAAUAAAUAUUCAUAAACACUAUGCGUACACAUACUUGUACAUCGACUACAACAAAUAUAGUCUGAACAAAAUUAAUUUGUUACCAUUUCACUUUUAGAUUUUAAAUUAACAAUAGAUCAAACAUUAUUUACAAGCUCACAUAGCAACAUAUCUAUUUCAUAUUAUUUUUACUUGAGGGCUCAAACUACUAAAUAGUAUCGAAUUCAGUAACUGAAAUUUCAUGUGCAUUGAGACGAAUUAUUAUAUUACUAUCAUUAAUCACAAUAUUUUUUAACUA
This is a messenger RNA of Phymastichus coffea, 2087 nucleotides long. RefSeq names its product esterase FE4-like. The transcript is spliced from 8 exons. NCBI's taxonomy places the organism in Eukaryota, Metazoa, Arthropoda, Insecta, Hymenoptera, Eulophidae. Bases 63 to 1661 code for a protein of 532 amino acids. The record is from RefSeq and is a predicted model, not a curated record.